This is a messenger RNA of Daphnia magna, 1848 nucleotides long. RefSeq names its product eukaryotic translation initiation factor 3 subunit L (gene eIF3l). Bases 136 to 1758 code for a protein of 540 amino acids. NCBI's taxonomy places the organism in Eukaryota, Metazoa, Arthropoda, Branchiopoda, Diplostraca, Daphniidae. Gene Ontology annotation, molecular function: translation initiation factor activity; protein binding. The record is from RefSeq and is a predicted model, not a curated record. Gene Ontology annotation, biological process: translational initiation. The transcript has 11 exons. Gene Ontology annotation, cellular component: eukaryotic translation initiation factor 3 complex; cytoplasm.
AAACUUAGUGUUUUUCUGCAUUGGAGCAACUCUAAAACCGAAGUAAUUGCGAUACUCGUGGAGAACCUUUCCUUUACAAUAUUCUCAAUAUUUCGAUCUAAAUUUCACGUCAACUGUUAUUGAAAGCCAAGCAAGAUGUAUGCCGAAGAAUUUGAUGAUUACGAGUACGAAGCGGAUGUCUAUGAACCGACUGGGGAUCCACGGCUUGAUGCCGAAAAUGAACGAUACACUGGUUAUGGAAGUGCUCCACAGUACGCACAGUAUAGUAUGCCGGAUGUAAUCAAGAAAUUCAUCAUUUAUUUUCGGGAAAUGGUCAAUUCUGGAAAGCUAUAUGAAAUUCAAAAUGUUUAUGAGAACACGUUUCCAAAGUUGACUGAGGAGCACUUCAAAACAUCUCCCUGGCCAGACGCUGAUGAGGUUUCUCCACUGGUUGAUGAUGAUUUACCUUUCCUUAUCUUGUAUAAGGAACUCUAUUAUCGUCACAUUUAUGCACGAAUUCAAGGAGGGCCAACAAUUGAGCAACGUUUUGAAUCUUAUUACAAUUACUGUCAACUUUUCAAUCAUAUCUUGAGUGCUAAAAGUCCAGUAGUUUUGGAACUCCCUCACCAAUGGCUGUGGGAAAUAAUUGAUGAAUUUGUCUACCAGUUCCAGUCUUUUGCUCUUUUCCGCUGUUCUCUUCACAAGAAAUCAGCUGAAGAACUUGAAUUUAUUAGAACUAAUCCAACACUAUGGAACAUUCAUUCAGUAUUGAAUGUGUUGUAUUCAUUGGUUGACAAGUCCAACAUCAACCAACAAUUAGAGGCAUAUGCUAAAGGUGAAGACCCCGACACAGUAGCAGGAGAAUUUGGUCGCCGUCCUCUUUACAAAAUGUUGGGUUACUUCAGCCUCGUUGGAUUGCUUAGACUUCAUUCAUUAUUAGGAGACUUCUAUCAGGCUGUUAAAGUUCUUGAAAAUAUGGAACUUAACAAAAAAACUCUGUACUCUCGGGUGCCUGCAUGCCAAAUCUCGACCUAUUACUAUGUCGGGUUCGCGUAUUUGAUGAUGAGGAGGUAUGCUGAUGCUAUUCGAACAUUUUCGCAUAUUCUCCUUUACGUUCAGCGCACCAAGCCUCUCUACCAGGCUAAAACGUAUCAAAAUGACCAGAUCAACAAACAAACGGAAAAAAUGUAUGUUUUGUUGUCAGUUUCUCUUGUUCUUCAUCCCCAGCGAAUCGACGAAUCUCUGCAGGCAAUCCUGCGAGAGAAGCCUCAUGCUGAACGCAUCAUGAGAAUGCAAAAGGGAGAACUUCAAGAAUUCGAAAACGCUUUCGCGUUUGCCUCACCUAAAUUUUUGUCCCCUGUCCCCCCACCAGUCGAGGCACCGCCCGCUGAUCAUAGACGUGAACCCUUUCAGCAGUUAGCAAAAGUUUUUAUGGACGAAGUGCAGCAGCAACUUACUUUACCAACCAUUCGCAGUUAUUUGCGUUUGUACACUACUAUGCCUGUCGCCAAAAUGGCUGCUUUCUUGGAAAUGCCAGAAACGGAAUUCCGUACUCAUCUGCUGUGCUUUAAACAUAAGAUGAAAAAUGUCGUAUGGACCAAGGGCACUUCUGGAUUGGACGGUGAACUGCAAUCGGGUUCUGAGGUGGAUUUCUACAUUGAUGGAGGAAUGAUCCACAUUGCCGACACAAAAGUAGCUCGUCGCUACGGUGACUACUUUAUUCGGCAGAUCCAUAAAUUCGAAGAAAUUAACCGCGUAUUAAAAACACAGAAAGUUUAAAACAAAUAUCGGGAAUAUCCACUCCUUCGAAUAUUUACGUUUACAUCUAAUUGGUUUUCAAACGCGGAAUACAUAAACUAAGGGAGGAAA